ACCUUCAGGUUUCACUUUCUAGCUAUUUCUAAAAAGCCGUUUAUUUCCGGUCUCGACAGCGUUGUCAUUCCCUGUUGCCAUAGAAACCGCGUGUUUACGCGCACAGACAGGGCGCGCUGUGGUUUGAUUUAGACGCCGUGCUGCUGUUUGCGGUUCCCGAUGGCUUCACUGGUCACCAUUCGAUACGGCCCUUACGAGUCGUGUGGAGUUGUUAAUCACAAGAAUUUCCGAUUGGAAGGCCUGCAAGCUGUUCUACGGAAAUGCGGCUACACGUGUGUUCUUGAGGAAGUACCGGACUGGAACCAGGUGGAGUUGGUUGUUCAUGGAGAAAGUGUCUAUCAAUGCGACAUCAAAAAACUGGAGUUUGGGGGUGAUGGGCAGCUUGAUCCACUGUGUCAUGAGGCUGCAGAAGCAGUAAGGAACGCAAUCCAACAACACCAAAUAUGAUCCUAGAAAACUGAUUAAAAAUGCAUACAAAUUA
This is a messenger RNA of Silurus meridionalis, 481 nucleotides long. It is a transcript of the gene c2h10orf53, whose product is annotated as chromosome 2 C10orf53 homolog. The transcript is spliced from 3 exons. The coding region runs from base 160 to 447 and encodes 95 amino acids. The record is from RefSeq and is a predicted model, not a curated record. NCBI's taxonomy places the organism in Eukaryota, Metazoa, Chordata, Actinopteri, Siluriformes, Siluridae.